UUUCAUCUAUUAUUUGACUUUAGUGUAUUUUUUGUUAUUGUUGUAUUCGCGCAUAUUGUAAAAAAAUAGAAAAUAUACAAAAAUAUAAAACAGUGAAGUCAUUUGUUAAAAGUUAACACAAAGAAUAGGUUCUCUGCUAAAAAAAAAAAAAAUAAUAAAAAAAUGACUACUACCGAAUUGAAAAUUGGCUUGACCAGCAGUACCCGUCCUUCCAGUCGUGUCUUGAAACCUCCAGGCGGUGGCCAUUCAAAUAUUUUCGCCGAACCUGAGGUCAGUGUGAAUGCACCACGACCCAAAUACAAUCAACAAAACUCUUCCAAUUUGAAUGCUUGUAUGGGUUCCACUGAUGCCAACGUAGCUGUAGAGAAACUACGCGAAGAAGUAUGCCACAAAAAAGAUGACACUACUGCCAACAAAGGUGAGAAAUCCGAUACCAAAUCCAAUACUUCAAAUGGUACUGGUGGUGGCAAUAAUGAUGCUAACAAUGCUGCCAAAACUCGAGUACCACCUGGUGGACAUUCGUCGGGUGGUUUCUGGUAAAGCUUCAAAAUAGUCUCACCUUAUUUAAAAUAAUAACAACAACAACAACAAAACAGUCAACAAUGCAGAAAUAAAUAUUUUGAAUUAUUCGUAACCGUAAAAGAUAACAAACAACAACAACAACAAAAAAACGCAUUUAUAUACAAAUAUUUAUAUUUUGUUUAAUUUCUUUGUGCGUCUUUAACUUCAAACCAAAUUUUAACAUUUUAUUAUAACAACAAAAAACAAAUAAGGAAACAAACAAACAAAUAUGUAUUCAGCUCUCUGCGUAAAUCUCUAUAUUUAAAAUGUUCUACUAGUUCUAAGUCCUGUUUAAAUGUUUAAUUUAAUAUGAUAUUAAAUCAUUAUUAAGUUAUUAUUUAUCUAUUUCUUUCUUAUUUUUAUUAUAUGUAUACAUAUGUAUUUAGGUACUUGCUAUUUAUGUUUCUUAUUAUUAUUAUUAUUCUUAUAUAAUUGAGUAUUAUUAUUUGUUUUAAAAUGUUUAAUAUUCUUCCCUCCCUAAACAUAUAUGUUUUUUUCCAACAACUGCUGUGUAAUUCUUAUUUUAAAUUUAAUCAUAUAGACAACAAAUAUGCAAACAACAACUGUCUGGUUUUUAAACAAUUAUUUGGUACUUAAGCCUGCUUCUAAUUCACUUAAUAAAAAUAAAUAAACUAUUGAUAUUUUAUUCCUUAUAUAAAAAAAUGCUUUUUUAUUUGGGUUAAAAUGUAAUUAUAUUAUAAUAUA
Calliphora vicina (urban bluebottle blowfly) is the source of this 1266-nucleotide messenger RNA. RefSeq lists its product as uncharacterized. Lineage: Eukaryota; Metazoa; Arthropoda; Insecta; Diptera; Calliphoridae. The record is from RefSeq and is a predicted model, not a curated record. Bases 163 to 540 code for a protein of 125 amino acids. Gene Ontology annotation, cellular component: nucleus. The transcript is spliced from 2 exons.